AUGACAUUUGAAACAAUAAACUUAACACAAGAUACACAACAAAUUCAACUUUAUAAAAAACAACCAAGUAAAGCAGCCAUCAUACCAUCAGAAUUAGUGUUUCAUAUAUUCAAAUUUGUUACAACUACAACAGAUUUAAAAUCAUGUAUUUUAGUUUGUAAAUCGUGGUGUAGGUGUGGAGUUGAACUUUUAUGGCAUAAACCAAUCUUUACUGGAAAUGCUUCUCUCAUUAGACUGCUAGUAGCAAUAUCGCGAACAACUCAAACUUUUCCUUAUCCACUUCUUAUUCGUCGUCUUAAUUUUUCUUAUUUGGGAGAAAAUCUUAGCGAUCAGAUCCUUGUUAGAUUAAGUUCUUGUGAAAGAUUAGAAAGGUUGACGCUUGGAGGGUGUAAAAAGUUGACCGAUGAAAGUUUAUUAAAAUUAAUAGAUAAAACUGAAGGCUUGAUAGCAUUGGAUAUGUCAGAUAUUGAAAGUUUGACCGAUGUUGUGAUUGAAUUGGUGGGCGAAAGAUGUAGAAGAUUGCAAGGUUUGAAUGUAAGCAUGUGCAAAAAUAUUACUGAUAAAGGAGUUACAGCUGUUGCGUCAAGAUGUAAAGGCUUAAGGAGGAUAAAAUUAAGCGGUUGUGAGAACAUUACCAACAGAUCUGUUAUUGAUUUAGCUGAAAAUUGUUCCAACUUGUUAGAAUUAGAUCUUACCAAUUGUCACCAUGUAACGGAUGAUGCAAUCAAACCAGUUUUUGAAAAUUGUAAUCAACUAAGAGAACUUCGACUUGCUUAUUGUGCAUAUUUGACUGAAGGACCUUUCAUCAAAUCAAUGCCAGUAUCAUUUGAUCAAUUACGUAUCCUCGAUCUUACAUCAUGCGCAAUGAUCACUGAUCAAGCAAUAAAAAAAAUAGUUCACAGUUCGCCAAAAUUGCGAAAUCUGGUUUUGGCCAAAUGCACAAGCAUUACAGACGAGGGAGUUAAUCACAUCACAAGAUUGGGAAAACAUUUGCACUAUCUUCAUUUAGGCCAUUGUUCAAAUAUCACAAAUGAAUCAAUAGUUCAAUUGGCACGUAAUUGUACCAGGUUAAGAUAUCUUGAUCUUGCUUGUUGUAUUCUUUUAUCGGAUAAAUCAGUUUUUGAAUUGUCACACCUUCCAAAACUUCGUCGUAUUGGAUUGGUGAAAUGUGCAUUGAUCACUGAUCGAGCCAUUUAUGCAUUAAUUGAAAACAGAGUAGUCACACACACUUUAGAACGUGUACAUUUGUCAUACUGUUCACGGCUUACAAUUCCAGCAGUUUCAGAAUUAGUUAAUUCUUGUCAUCAUCUAACACAUCUUUCUUUAACUGGCGUACCCGCUUUUCUAAGACAGGAUGUGCAAACUUUUUGUAGACAGCCACCAAAAGAAUUUACACUUCAUCAACGACAAGUUUUUUGUGUUUUUAGUGGUAAGGGAGUCAAGGAUUUAAGAUCGUGUUUAAAAACCAUAGUUUCAAGUCAACAGCAGCAACAACAAGGAGAAGCAGAUACGAUGGAGAUACAAAUAUAG
Messenger RNA from Entrophospora sp. SA101, 1530 nucleotides. NCBI's taxonomy places the organism in Eukaryota, Fungi, Glomeromycota, Glomeromycetes, Entrophosporales, Entrophosporaceae. The record is from the annotation of a GenBank genome assembly.